CCCGGCAGAAGGCCCUCACCUCACGAGGAACAUGAGGUGCCUUGCCGGGCGCGCAGGCCACUCCCGGGUCACUCAAGAUUCCAAAUUCUCCCCCAAGAUGCCUUCAGACGCUGAGUGGUACAAGGGCCUCCCCAGGGACUGGCUGCAAAGCCUCCUGCUCGGCUUGGGAGGGCACCAGCUCCCCACUGUUUACUCUUGUUCCUGAGAGGCCAGAGGGAGGGGCCAGCCAGGGAGUGGCCAGAGGGACAGAAGGGGUGGCCUUCCUGUGGGCAGGGUAGGUGCCCCAGACCUGAGAGCACCGCAGGACUCCCCUCCACAGGCUCAGGUGGCGCCUCCCCAGGGUCCUCCCGGCCAGGGAGGCAGAGAGCUGACUUCCUUCUUCAGCUCCCAACUCAGGCCCAGCCCACAGCAUGGGAGUAGGGGAGAGGGAGAGGAGGGGGAAGGAAGAAGAAGGAGGAGGAGAGAGGGAGUUCAUCCCGUCCCCGAGCAGCCCUCUCAGGGCAGAGGUGAGGCACCGGGACAUGAAGUUGGAGGACAAGUUCCCACGCAGGGCUUCCUCGGGCUCCCCCUCGCGACUGUAAUUUGACACUUGGAUCUCCAGGACGACCAACAACAAAAAAGCCAGGCAGAGACAGCAGCUGGCUGUCAGCAGAGGGGCUGGGCUGAGGCGCCCAGGGGAGCUGCGGCACCCACGGAGGAAGUACGAGGACAGCACGUGGAGGCUCUGCGCUGGGGCACUGCUGCUCAGCCCCCGACACCUGAGCUCCCAGUUGCUUCUUUGAGUCAGGGUGCAGCUCUGGUCACCUGGCGGCCUCUUCAGCUCAGCCUCCCGCAAAGUGUGAGCCUGAGGACCACCCUGAAUUGCCCUUGUAGGACCCAGAAUAGGUACCAGCAGAAUCGGGUAAUGGCUCCCUCCUCCUUCACCUGGGCUGCCCUCACCUGGCUAUGGGCUUGCAGUCUGUGAUAAGGAGCUCCACUUCUAGAAGACUGAUUCUCAUGGACCAACUGGUGUUCAAAGAGACAAUCUGGAAUGAUGCAUUCGGGCAGAACCCCUGGGACCAGGGGGGCCUGGCAGUGAUUAUCUUAUUCAUCACCGCUGUCCUGCUUCUCAUCUUAUUUGCCAUCGUGUUUGGUUUACUCACUUCCACAGAAAACACUCAGCAUGAAGAGGGUGAAGAGGAGUGACCUGACUUCCUGGGGACUGAGAUGGCAGCAGGGGAGGCAAGCUGACCUGCCCCAUUCUGGUGGUGGCCCCUCCACGGUCCCCUCUGGCUCAGGGGCCAGGCCAUGGUGUCUUCCUUUCCCACCAGGAAAGAGUCUAGUAAAAUAUUCCAUCUGGCUUAGGGUUGGUCAGACUAGUAAGAUGGGGAAGCUGGUCUGAGACCAAUUCUGGCUCCUUGAUCCUAUUGGUUUUCGGGUUCCCCGACCAGAACCCUAAAAGCACAUGGAGAGGACGGCUCCGCUGCCUCAGGUGGAAGGAGCGAUGGCUAACAAGGUUCUCUAACUGGCUCACAGGCCCAGCCAGCAAUUUCACAAAUCCUUGACAGAGAAAGACACAACCAAAUGAAGUAAAAAUUCCUUUACAAAUCUGCUAA
Molecule: messenger RNA, 1595 nt
Organism: Rhinopithecus roxellana (golden snub-nosed monkey)
Lineage: Eukaryota; Metazoa; Chordata; Mammalia; Primates; Cercopithecidae
Product: small integral membrane protein 6
Exons: 3
Coding region: 946-1185 (79 amino acids)
Source: RefSeq, a predicted model, not a curated record